AUGAGACCCACAAUAGUGUUUGCAUUGUGUGUGUUGGCAUUAUUUUUAUGCAUACCAACCACCAAUGCAGAUCUUACAUCAAGUGUUAGUAAGUUAUAUGGAUUCACUUGGGGUAGUACAUCUACUUUUUGUGGUCAAUAUGGUUUCAUUGGCAAAAGACAAUUGAGAUCAUCGAUCAUUUGUACAAAUGGAAAGGUCACUAAAUUAAUUAUAGAAUCUAAAAUAGAUGAUGCUGGUAAUGGAGCAUGUUUCAAGAAUGAAUCUCAAGCUGCUAUUGUAGCUAAUAAUAAUGGUUGGGAAGUUUUUGGAUCAACUCUUAAAUCAAUUACAUUUUAUAAUUCAUAUUUACCAAACUAUUUUAAUGAUUUAUACGAGUUGUCAUCACUUGAAGAAUUUGUUUAUGAUUCAAUUACUGAUUCAAGUAAAUGUACAAUGAAUUAUGAUUCAGAUUCAGAUCCAUUCCUUCCAAAUGCUCAAACCAUUUCAAUUAAAGGUCUUCAAGGAUCAUUCCCAGUGUUUUCAGCCAAUUCCUAUUAUGUCACAGUUCAACAAGCUCCAUCUGUCUCUUUAUCAACUUCAUUCUCUUCUGCAUUGGCCAAUGUAUUUUCACCAAAAUUAUUAUCAUUCGAUGUAACAUUAACAACAGCACCAUCAUCACCAUCAGUUUUCAAUGUAGCAACUUAUUUCCUAGGAGCCACCAAAUUACUUCAAUUUUCAUUAAACAUUCCAGGUUAUAAUGUCAAUUUUGCAUCAUUCUUUCAACCACGUACGACACUUCAAACUUUAAAUCUUUACAAUGUAGUACCAGAUGUCACUACCUUUCCAAGCACUUCCCAAGUUGCAUGGGGUCAAUUAAAGAGUUUGGUACUUCAAAAUAUGGGGUUGACUGGUUCAGUCGACCCAAAUCUUUUGGAUCUAAGUAGAUUUGAUGUAUUUAUUGUUAAAAAUAAUCCAUUACUUACUGUAACUAUUAGUAAUUCUUUUGGUACUUCAAGUUCAAUUACUCAAUUGGGAGUUGCAAAUACAACGAUUGGAGCACCAUUACCAGCCAAUAUAUUAUCAAAAGGAUUAGUAUUUUUGGAUACUCGUGGAUGUAAAGGAUUAACCAAUACAUUGUUACCAUUGGUAUUCCUUUGUAUGCCACCAAGUUAUUUGGUUGAUGAUGGUGCCAACCCAUCCUAUCUGUUCAACAAUGACUUUAGUAAUUAUCAAGGUCCAAAUACCCCACGUAACUGUCUAGUCCAAUUGAAUGCACUUGCUCCCGAUCCAUUCCCAUCAAACAUUUCCAUCUUUACUUUGACUGGUCAGAAUUUGGCCGGAGAUGAUUUCACAGUCACCAUGAACAAUGGAUUUGACGCUCCAAUGACUUUGAAUUGUCCAGUGGUAGACCCAGCCUCUUUGAUUUGUUUCAAUCCAGCUGUUCUCCAAGGCAAGGGUACUCUUUCACUGACUGUUCGUAUCGGUGCCAACCAAACCACCGUCACACGUCCAUUCUCGUUUGCUUCACCAUCCAUCACAUCGGUAUCGGCCAUUCCAACGCUGGGAGGAUUUAUUACAAUCCGUGGUUACGAUUUGUUGGCCGUGUCAUCCUAUGAUAACCGUAAGCCAAUGACUAUCACCAUCAAUGGCGUCGAAUGUUCCAAUAUUGUUAUUCGUCUUGCCAUGAAUGAAUUCACUUGUUAUUAUCCAGCUGGUAUUCAAUCGGGUGUACCCAUUUCAAUCAAUGUCAAAGGUCUAUACAAUGAUCUUAGCAAGUCACCCAAUUUCAACUACUAUGCUCCAACCGUCGCAUCAUCGGUUGCCGUUCAACCAAAUGUAGCUUCUAACCUUACCAUCACCGGUCAAGAUUUUUGGAAUGAUACAACUGUUGUCACUGUCACUAUCGGUGGUAAUAUACUAUGUCCAGUGUCAUCGGUUGAUCAUACUCAGUUGAUUUGUGCGUUCCCAGCAACUCCAUUCUCUUCUGGAUCGAAAAACAUCGAAGUUUCAGUCAAUGGUCAAAGUUCACAACCCAACUCAUUGUUUGGGUUUGUCGAUACUGCCAUUUGUCCAGAGAGCUGUAACUCUCAAGUAUGUGAUGUUGGUGUUGGUUUUUGUAACUGUGAGAAUGGGUCUGGACCAGACUGCGACACUGUACUGACACCAUCUACCUAUGUCACCUCCAAUGCCACCUUCCCAGUACUCAAGAUCAAGUCUCCACUCAACAAUGACACCGAAUUUGACGCAUACCUCAUCUCGGUCAUUGAAAAUGGUGCUGAAACAUUCAUCACCUCUUGGAAUGGUACCUAUGCCAAUGGCACCUAUACCUAUGUUCCCUCUGGUGGCAAGGAUAUCCGUAUCGAGAUCCAUACCAAUGAUCAAGACAGCAUCGCACCUAUCGGAGGAAGUAUCAUCAAUUAUCCAGCCAACACACAUACCUACAAGGUAUCAUAUGCCACCUCUGUACCUAUGAAAUCACUUCAAUUUAGAUUUGCACUUGAUAUCUUCCCACUCGAAUGUAAUCCACCCCCAUCUACCCACUUUGCCUUCCCAACAGGCUCAAAUAACCAAAGUCUACGUUGGGCUACCUUUACCAAAUACGAUGUUGAAUGGUUUGCUCGUUUCCCAAUGGCCGUAUCUAUCAAUGGUGACAAGGAUAAUGGUAACCUUUUAACUACCCAGUCUGUAAUGGACGGUCUCACCACUAGAUUAUUGGUCGAUGUUCAAACCAACGCACUCAUUGAAUCCAGUCGUUUCCAAUUUGAUUUCUCAUCGAUUCAAUCCAGUACUCCUUAUGCACCAAAUAUUACCAACUGUGUUCCAGACUCUUCCUUUGGUAAUGAACCAGGAUCAGAACCAGACAACAAAUGGAAGGUCACUGUUGGUGUUGUAGUCGGUGUUGUAGGUGCCGCCAUUGUUUCAGUCGGUUCAUUCUUUAUCAUUCGUCAACAAUUAAAAUUAAACAAGACCAAAUCUUUAUUGGAUAAGAAAUUAAGAGAAUUAACUGUUAAUCUUUAA
Messenger RNA from Cavenderia fasciculata, 2997 nucleotides. Its product is annotated as IPT/TIG domain-containing protein. The transcript has 7 exons. The record is from RefSeq and is a predicted model, not a curated record. The coding region runs from base 1 to 2997 and encodes 998 amino acids. NCBI's taxonomy places the organism in Eukaryota, Evosea, Eumycetozoa, Acytosteliales, Cavenderiaceae.